CAUCAUUAGGUCCCAAUUUCUCCUAAACUGGCCUCAAACUCUUCUUCUGAUCGUCUUUCGGUCACAAUCUCUCCUAUCUUAUCCUUUGGGAGCUUGUUCAAAUUUGGUUCAUGUUAGCUAUGCCCACCUCAUCACACUCAUUUAAUUCAGUUUGCAGGAUGCUAGAAUAGGGAGCACCUGUUCUUAUUAGAUUAUUUGUGACUAUUCUGUUGCAAUGUGAGUUUGAUAAGAAAUCAAUGAUAUUAUGCGGCAUGGGUUGCAUAUGCAAUUCUAAUGGUGGACUAUUACAGUCGUUGAUUCCGCCUCAAAUAACUUCACACAAACAGAGCAACCUACAAGUAAACAGGUGCGGCAGCAUUAAUUGGGUAUAUGCAAAUCCAUGUUAUAAAUUAAGUACACAGAGGCCUUCAUAUUCCUAUUCAGGAUUGGGAAUUAGAAGAAUGGUUUCUACAAGACGAAGUAGAACAAUAACAGCUGAUGGAGGAAAAAAUAUGGCUGUUGUCGUGAGUGCUAUUAGUGUUCCUGUCUUGCUAGUGCUGAUAACAGUCAUAGUUUCCAUCAUAAUCUCCGAGAAACUCGACCGAGAGUUUGAGGAGGAGACUGCUAGAAGGCAUUCAUGGAUGAAGAGACGUGGAAUAGAAGAAGAUGGUUUGGAUGGCACUAAAGAAGAAGCAGAACGUAUUCUUUCACCUGCACGCAACCGUCCCAGGCGUGAAGAGUAAUCUUUUAGUCAGGCAUAUGUCAUUGAAUCAAAAAACACCAUCAUAAUUGUUCUAUUGGCUGCAGGAAACUAACCUGUACAAAUAAUUUAUAUUAGUUAAUAAAUUAUCAGCUGAUAGAUUAGAUUUAGUUCUUGUGACCAUAUUGAGCAGGAGCAAUCAUGUCAAGUGACAUUUUCUUUACAGCUAUAGCGGUGUGCAAACUAAUGCUUUUUUGGCUAAAGAUAUCUUCUUGAAUUAUUGUGGAAGAGCUUGUUAUCUUAAUAAACACUUACCAUCAAUUUGAGAUUUA
Cryptomeria japonica (Japanese cedar) is the source of this 1011-nucleotide messenger RNA. RefSeq lists its product as uncharacterized. Bases 237 to 722 code for a protein of 161 amino acids. NCBI's taxonomy places the organism in Eukaryota, Viridiplantae, Streptophyta, Pinopsida, Cupressales, Cupressaceae. The record is from RefSeq and is a predicted model, not a curated record. The transcript has 2 exons.